Molecule: messenger RNA, 2522 nt
Organism: Megalops cyprinoides (Indo-Pacific tarpon)
Lineage: Eukaryota; Metazoa; Chordata; Actinopteri; Elopiformes; Megalopidae
Gene: cry-dash
Product: cryptochrome DASH
Exons: 14
Coding region: 168-1733 (521 amino acids)
Biological process (GO): photoreactive repair
Molecular function (GO): deoxyribodipyrimidine photo-lyase activity; damaged DNA binding; FAD binding
Source: RefSeq, a predicted model, not a curated record
ACAAAACGCGAUUUUGUAACAUGCCUUGCUCCGCGUGCUGUGAAACGUGAGUCUGAUGAUUGCGAGCUGCAGUGAAUGAUCCAGACCGCGCAGCACAACCGUCUGGGGGGUUAUAAAUACGGCUUUAUCUGUUCAUUGCCCGCUGGUUUUAUUACAAGUCGCUUAAAAUGUCUGCCGCACGUACCAUUAUCUGCCUUCUCAGAAAUGACCUGCGACUCCACGACAAUGAGGUCUUUCACUGGGCUCAGAGAAAUGCAGAACACAUUGUUCCCCUCUACUGCUUCGAUCCGCGACAUUACCUGGGAACGUACUGCUACAACUUCCCCAAGACGGGCCCCUUCCGUCUCAGCUUCCUCUUAGACAGUGUGAAGGACCUCAGGGCCACAUUACAGAAAAAGGGCAGCAAUCUAUUGGUGAGGCAGGGGAAGCCGGAAGAAGUGGUGGGUGACCUCAUCAGGCAGCUGGGUUCUGUCAGUGCCGUGGCCUUUCAGGAAGAGGUGACACAGGAAGAACUUGACGUUGAGAAGGGGGUGAAGGAUGUUUGCUCCCAAUUAAAAGUCAAAGUUCAGACUUUCUGGGGAUCCACACUGUACCAUGGAGAGGACCUUCCAUUCAACCACAUCUCCAGGCUGCCCGAUGUGUACACAGAGUUCAGGAAGGCAGUAGAGACCCGGUGCAGAGUGAGGCCUGUCCUCCCGACACCUGACCUGCUGAAACCACUCCCCCCUGGUCUAGAGGAAGGUCCUGUCCCCACGCACCAGGACCUGGGACAGCUAGAUGCACCAGCUGACUCCCGCUCAGCCUUCCCCUGCAGUGGUGGGGAGAGCCAGGCCCUCGCCCGACUCCAGCACUAUUUCUGGGACACGGAUGCAGUGGCGUCAUACAAGGAGACUCGGAAUGGCUUGAUUGGAGUAAAUUAUUCAACCAAAUUUGCCCCAUGGCUAGCAAUGGGCUGCAUUUCUCCUCGAUACAUUUAUGAGCAGAUAAAGAAAUAUGAGAGGGAGAGAACCGCCAACCAGAGCACUUACUGGGUCGUUUUCGAACUGUUGUGGAGGGACUAUUUCAAAUUUGUGGCUAUGAAGUAUGGAAACAAAAUAUUUGCUUUGGAAGGUCUUCAAGGGAAGUCUGUGCCUUGGAAGAAAGACAUGACACUUUUUAAUGCAUGGAAAGAGGGCCAAACUGGGGUGCCCUUUGUGGAUGCCAAUAUGAGAGAGCUUGCCCAGACUGGAUUCAUGUCCAACAGGGGGCGACAGAAUGUUGCCAGCUUCCUCACCAAGGACCUGGGCCUGGACUGGAGGAUGGGAGCAGAGUGGUUUCAGUAUCUGCUGGUGGACCAUGAUGUGUGCAGUAACUAUGGCAACUGGCUCUACAGCGCUGGCAUAGGAAAUGACCCCAGAGAGAACAGGAAGUUCAAUAUGAUCAAACAAGGGCUGGACUAUGACAACAAUGGGGAUUAUGUGCGGCAGUGGGUCCCAGAACUGCGGGGGAUAAAGGGAGGAGAUGUGCACACCCCCUGGACGCUGAGCACUGCUGCCCUGUCACACGCCCAAGUUUCCCUUGGCGAGACCUACCCCUCUCCCAUCGUCAUGGCACCCGAGUGGAGCCGGCAUGUCAACAAGAAACCGAGUGGUGCAGCACCAAGUCAGGGCCGAAAGAGGGGCCCAUCCCACACCCCCAAGCAGCACAGAGACAAGGGGAUAGACUUCUACUUCUCCAGGAGUAAAAAUCUGUAAUGAGAAAACCUACCAAUAGCUAAGCAAAGAUGUAACCAAAGGGAAUAAUGAAGCUAUGGGUUGAUACAUAUUUGAUAAUAUGCUUGAUUUUGUUAGUUGCCAAGGCCACGACAUGACGAAGAUGACAGUGUGGAGCAAAGCUGUCUUUUUGCACUGUUGCAUUGGUGUGCUGAAGCUUGGUGUUCAAUAUCAGGCAUUCCUUUAGCUACUUGAAUAAAGGACAGUUGGAUUGGAAAUCACAGUGGUGAUUCUGAAGAUGGAGAGCUGAGAACUUAAUACUGGUAUGUGAAAGUGUACAGCAAGUUUGAACUUUGUAACUGUAACUGAGCUUUGUAAAGGGUGUCCUUUACUGGUUAUGCAGUUAGGUUAUGCUAACACAGGUUAGGAAAGGUGGAAAGUAUUGAGCGUCUUGUUUCCAGUAAAUUUAUCUUUGUGGAAUUGACUUACAACCAUGCCUGUACUCACAUACCACCUUGCUCACAGAACAUGACACAGAGUGGAGAGAGUAUCGUCCUUUUGCUUGUCAUUUAACUUUUUACACAGCUUUAGAUGAACUACAGAUGGGGUUUCAACAAGAAAUUCUGAAACAACAUUACAGUUGAAUGCUUAAUGCUAAAUGAAAGCUUGCAGUGGAAAUCGAGUGAUGUUUUGAGUUCUCUCUAUUGUUUACAAGCUGUAUUUGUCUCAUGGUGUUCACUCCAGCAAUCCCUUCACUGUAUGGUCAACUCCUUAUGAACUCUUGAAGCUGCUGAAUAACAAACUGAUCAUUUGAAUCAGCUGUGUUGGAGC